AUGGACCUGAAGGUGGACGAGGAGGAGGUGGAAAACGGGCAGCCGGUCAGCAUCGAGGCAUUUGCCAGCAGUUCCACGCUGCACGGCCUGUCCCACAUCUUCUCCUACGAGCGCCUGUCCGUCAAGCGCAUCUUCUGGACCCUGUGCUUCCUGGGCUCCUUCGCCGUGCUGGUCUUCGUCUGCAAUGAGAGGAUCCAGUACUACUUUCUCUACCCUCACGUCACCAAGCUGGACGAGGUGGCUACCACCCACAUGACCUUCCCAGCCAUCACCUUCUGCAACCUCAACGAGUUUCGCUUCAGCCAGGUGACCAAGAAUGAUCUGUACCAUGCUGGGGAGCUCCUCGCCCUGCUCAAUAACAGGUAUGAGAUUCCAGACACCCAAAUGGCUGAUGAAAAACAGCUGCAGAUCCUGCAGGAGAAGGCAAAUUUCCGCAACUUCAAGCCCAAACCUUUUAACAUGCGGGAGUUCUCGGACCGAGCUGGCCAUGAUAUCCAGGAAAUGCUGCUCUCCUGCUUGUUCCGUGGGGAACCAUGUGGCCCCGCUGACUUCAAAGUGGUUUUCACUCGCUACGGAAAGUGCUACACCUUCAAUUCUGGCCAGUCUGACAAGCCACCCCUCAUUGCCAUGAAAGGGGGCACCGGCAACGGCUUGGAGAUCAUGCUGGACAUUCAACAGGAUGAAUACCUUCCAGUCUGGGGAGAGACAGAUGAGACGUCCUUUGAAGCUGGGAUUAAAGUGCAGAUCCACAGCCAGGAUGAACCACCCUUCAUUGACCAGCUGGGAUUUGGAGUGGCACCGGGCUUCCAAACGUUUGUGUCCUGCCAAGAGCAGCGGCUUAUCUACCUUCCUCCACCUUGGGGUGACUGCAAGUCAGUGACAGUGGAGUCUGAAUUCUAUGACACCUACAGCAUCACUGCUUGCCGUAUAGAUUGUGAAACCCGCUACUUGGUGGAGAACUGCAACUGUCGUAUGGUGCAUAUGCCUGGUGAUGCUCCGUACUGCACCCCUGAACAGUACAAAGAAUGUGCAGAUCCAGCCCUUGACUUCUUGGUGGAGCGAGACAAUGAUUAUUGUUUAUGUGAGAUGCCUUGCAACGUCACACGCUAUGGUAAAGAGCUGUCCAUGGUGAAGAUCCCCAGCAAGGCCUCAGCCAAGUAUUUGGCCAAGAAAUACAACAAGAGUGAACAGUACAUUGGGGAGAACAUCCUGGUUCUGGACAUUUUCUUUGAAGCUUUGAACUAUGAAACAAUUGAGCAGAAGAAAGCAUAUGAAGUAGCUGGACUUCUGGGUGAGAUCACUUUUUUUCUGAUUGCCAGUUGGGGCAGAUCCUGUAAAUGCCAGGCUUCCAGGGCAGGGGGGGACCUUUGGGUAAUGCAAAAUGUCCACGCUUCAACCUCAUAUAUGUCUUCCUGUCUCUCCCAUGCAGGUGACAUUGGGGGACAGAUGGGGCUGUUUAUUGGAGCCAGUUUACUGACUGUGCUUGAGCUUUUUGACUAUGCCUAUGAGGUUAUUAAGUUCCACCUCUGUCGCCGUGACAAGUGUGAGAAGAAACACAAAGGGAAUAACAGUGACAAGGGUGUUGCCCUGAGCCUGGAUGAUGUGAAGCGCCAUAAUCCAUGUGAGAGUAUCCGAGGCCAUCCAGCAGGCAUGACAUACGCAGCCAACAUCCUACCUCACCACCCAGCCCGAGGAACUUUUGAGGAUUUUACCUGUUAACUGACAACUGGAUGUACAACUAACACUACCAAAGGGAAGGGGCCAUGCUGAGCAGCUUUGGCCCAGCCCGUGGACCUGCCAACCUUUUGCAGGGCCUCUAUCUCAGACUACUGGGGAGGCAGCAGAAUCCAGCCUCUCCUCAUCCAUCCGCCCCAGGCCAAUGCAGCGAUACGCACAUGGAGCCAGCUGGACAGAGGUGAGGCUCAGCUGCCAGAUCCACUCCAGUUUCUGCUCGUUCCAAUGACGCCCUUGAACUUUAAACGUAACAGAAGUGCUGCUGGAAGAAUCCUCUCCCCACCCCCCACCCCGCAGUAUCCAAUGGACGUGAGGGCACAGCCUUCCCUGGUCCACAAACACUGAAGUCUUAACUGUGUGUCUCUCCUUCUGUAUCUGUCAUGCUCCCUAACCACAGCAAGCCUUGUGUGGCAGUGGUCAUUGUGUGCAAAGCCCUCUCUCUCUCUCUCUCUCUCUCUUUUAAUCCGAAUGCCAAGAAGAACCUACAGGAACAGGUAGAGCCAGACUGCUUCUGGGGUAUUCUGUUUGUAGAGGCUACUUAUCUAUCAAAAGGAAGUGCUGCUUCAGUUCUCUUCCCCUCUCCCUUCCGACUGUGCGCUGUGGGAAGGCCAACAGUCAUAGCCUUCCCUGGAGCAAGACUGCAACUGAACUGAGAGAGCCACUUCCAUAGGAUGUGCCAUCAUCUGCUCAUCUCAUCCAACUGGCAGCUUCUCAUUUGACCUGGCCUGGACGCUGUUCUUCUUUGAGCCCUGGCCUAUUCCAUCCAUCAAUCCCAGUCCUCCCAUCAGAAAGGCAGGUAGCAAAGCUGUUCCAAAGGUUACAACAUUCACGUGAUGAACUGCCUGGGCCCCUUCUGUGCAGGUUAUUAGGAAAGAUGUGACAAUUCUUAAGCAGUGAGGUUCAGAGACAAGUCUGCCAUUUCACAGAAUUCUCCGUAAUGUACAAACGAGAUCGUUUCCAAAGAAGUUAUGCUUCAGGGUCCGUAGCUGCUAAUGGGAGAAGAAAGCAAUGCACCUGUCUCUUGAUUUGGGCUUCCCUCUUUAUUUCCCAUGGUAACAUGGCAACUCCUAGGAUACUCCUGCAGGCAGAAAUAAUGCGCUAAGAUUACUUUGGCUGGCAGAAGCUUAGCGCUCGCUUUAGCAAGAAAGACCAGAGGGUCCUUUUAGGGCAAUGGUAAGGAUAGCUUGCUUUAGUACAGUGUGGAAAUGAUAUUUUAAGAGCAGAAAUAGCCCCUUAUCACCAUCAGCCAAGAUUUCCUAGGUAAGAAUUAAGAUGCCACUCUGAGACCUACACAGAGGGUCUCCAGGCAAAAUGCAUACUAAUGAUGCAAGGCAUUUCCUUAUUAUGCAUCAUCAGCGUACCGGCAAAAUAAAAGAAGUUAUGGGAAGAAUUUCUCCGGAAUGUAUUGUCAAGUCAAACUCCCUGUUUUCUCCUAAAGAAACUUCCAAGUUCUAUUUUAUAACAGUCACUAUUACAACCCAGUCAACUAGUUAAGUGUUUCAGCUAUUUAGUCAUGAUACCAACAGUCAAGCCCAAAUGAAUGGUUUGCAUUGGGAAGGAGCAUUUGCAGGCUGGGAAUGAUGGUGGGCAUUCUAGUAAAGCCAUGGGUCUCAGAUGGUGGCAUGAGUUUCCUCUUUGUAGCAAUUGCUUUUGUCUUAAGUCUCCUAUACAACCUGUUCAUAGUGCCUGAUACUUCUCCACCUGAAAAAGGCAGAGACAUCAGAAUGGAGGUUUGAUUCCCCCACCCCACAAUUCCUGAAUAGGCACCAUUUCAAUCCAUAUCAAGAAGAGCCUGGAUGUGUGGUCCUGUGAUGGUAGGCCGCACAGCCUACUCAAGAGACUGACACCACCAUCAGUGAAGGGUUGUCUAACACUUGCUUCUUUAAAAAUGAACUGACAUGACCUUGUCUUGUAAGUGUUCCACUUACUGUA
Pseudonaja textilis is the source of this 3666-nucleotide messenger RNA. The record is from RefSeq and is a predicted model, not a curated record. NCBI's taxonomy places the organism in Eukaryota, Metazoa, Chordata, Lepidosauria, Squamata, Elapidae.